AGGGGUGAGUGAGUGAGGCAGCCGUCGGCGUCAGGCGCGUCAGGCUCAGUCUUGUGGGGACGGUAGUAGCGAGUGGCUGUCGCUCCCCGCACUCCGGGCCUGCUGCCUCUGUGCCUCAUGUUCGCGCGCCGCCGUGCUGCACGCUGGCACUGAAUACUUCCUGGAUAACCUACUCGAGCAGUGCCGUCUGUUGUCGUGAGUGUCGCCGCCACAGUCUCAGUGCAACAUUACCAAAGUUUGACGCUGCCAGUCUUCGAAGACUUGGACGUCCUUGUGCAGUGCCGCCCGUGCAUGCCCGGGCACCUACACCAGGGAGGAGUCCCACAGUAGCCCCGCGCCGCCCACCUGGAGCCGAGGCAGCGCGAGUGACGUGGGCGGUGCGGGCGUGGCGCGGGCUAGCCGCCGUAUAAGGCAGUGGGCCAAGCUCGUCGCACCUGCUCACUCAGGUAAGUGUGCCGUGUCCUCUCACCUGCUGCCAUCAUCCCCCCACACUGUCUUGGUAAUCGCAGCGUCUCCUUCCACGAGAUGCCGGCCAGUGUCACCAGCGGGGUCGGCUCCGGGGGAAGUGGCGGAGGCAAGGACACGUAUGGUAUCGUCGCCUCCCGCCACUUUGAGUCAGGCCCGCCGCCCUCCAAGAUGCAACUGUGUCAGAUGGAUGACGGCGAGGUGUACGAGACAGUGAAGGAAGAGGAGUGGCUGACGAGGAAGAAGGUCACCACAACCACCACCAAGAACAUCGAGACAAGGACGCAGAGGGAGGUGAUGCUUGAGGACGGGGAGGUGGUGGGGGACUCCGGGCCGCUCGUCACUCAGGACUGCACCGAGAACACUGUCACGAAUGAGGUGGUCGCUGAUGAGCACCUGACGCCGGAGGGACAGGAGGCUGCGGCGAUCGAGGCCCCGGGAGAGGACUGGAUCCCUGUGGGGGGCGCUGUGGUGGUGUCGGAGAAGAAAGAACACAUCCUCACGUCUCACCAGGUGGCCGAGGACAGGCGCGAGACCGAGGAGGUGGUGCAUCUGGGCAACGUCACCAACCAGGAAGUAGAGGACCACAAGGAAGGGAAGGCCGACCUGCGAGCCCUGACAGAGGCGCGGCAGGAGCGGGGCUGGGAGGUGGCGCGGCCCGAGAAGAGAGUGGUGCACGAGUCCGCCAAAAAGUGGGGCACUGUGGACACUGAGGACGUGCAUGAGACGAGCCGCAUCCAGGACGGACAUGUGGUGACGGAGACAGAACGCACUACGCAGCACGAAGUCUACGAGAACGAGUCGCUGCCGGACUCAGGAUCGUCGCUAAGUGACGGGUCGGUGCACGAGGAGGCGCGCGAGACCCAGCACAACAUUGUCCACACCAAGGACGAGGACAUUGUUGAGUACUACGGCGUUCCCAAAGGCGGCACUCUCGCUCAGGGCGUCAAGCUUGGCGAGGGGAUGCACGUUGUGAGUGAGGACUUCCAUGAGGACCGGGAGGGCGAGGACCUUGACUCGCUAAGUGAAAGGAUCCGUCGCGGUCGCCGGCUGGGUGUCCUCAAACCGAAGACCCGAGACACCACGGAGCGGACAGACGCCAUCACGCGGCGCCCUCUUGACUACCACGAGGAAGAGGAGACACGCAAGUCAGAAACCAACCGCUGGCUGGAGAACCACUUCGGCAGCGAGUCCGGCCACUCGGGCAGCUCACACCACGACCCAGAGGAGGAGGGCGGCCUACACACUGCGGGCGGCAACGUCAUCACUAUCACCAUGAGUCCUCGCCCUGCCACGCCUGAGGACGUACCCGACGCGGCGUCCCCUGCCAGGCGUCACUGGGACUCCCCUUCAGCGCCCACCUUUGCCCGCAGUUCCAACAACAAGGCGCCCCCGCCCCCGCCCCCUCCGAAACCCACCUCUUCCUGGACCUCCCACUCUGCGGCGUCUCCCCGACAUCACGGUCCCCCAAGCAUGCCCAGCGAGGAAAUCACGCACUCAAUGAUCGCUGAGGCUCGGUCAAAGCUGAGGUCAACAGGACGCAUUUUGGACGAGAGCGAGAACAGCACGCCGCCCACCAGUCCCCCGGCCAACGGUGUACGAUACAGCGGGCCACAUGAACGAGUGCAGGUGUUUUCAUCGUCCCCGAGCUCCUUCCCCUCCCCGCCUGUCUCGCCUACCGGCCGAGUCCUCGACGACCCGGUCUACAACAGCAAGUUUAGGUCGGGCAGCCCAAGUGGUCUCGUGUCCUCCAGACUCUUCUCCACUCCCUCCCGCAGCUCCCGACCUGCCACACGCUCCCCGUCAGACAGCCCCCCGCCACCUCUACCUUCUACCCCCCCGCCCACACAGAGCAACAACGUGGGGAGGUCACAAUCAUUUAAUGUUACCAACAAGAACUGGCUCAAUAGCGGCUCAAAGACGUUGUACUCCCGUCCCCUUAAUUCCAGACUGAAGGAGUUCCGCAGUGAGGAGCAGCUUGACGGUGUGGGCCACGCGUCCCCGCGGCGCUGGACGCCCCCGCGUAGGGAACUUUCCCCCGAGCCCCCAAGGGAGGUGACGCCUCCUCCACCCCCACGCUCGCGCAAUUCACAUUCCGUCCACACCCAUUACAACACUACACCCACCAGAUCCUCCAGGGCAUCCAGGACCACUGAGAUUGCAACGCAGACCAUCGCCCGGGACUCCGCCACGCAGACCGCCUCUUCACCAGUGCCUCCACCCCGCACCAAACGUAAACACAAGCCCAAGACUUACUACUUCGGUCAAGAAUCGGCACCCUCCAUUUCCUCCGAGAGAUUGUCAUCCAGAGGCCCCAUCACCACCACGACCAGUGUCUCCUAUUCUAGCACAAGAAAGGACAACCAAUCGUCUCCCAAGGUAGAACGAAGGUUCCGCACUACUAAGACCAUCACUCCCGUGGUGGUGCCCACCAACACCCACACAGAGCAGGAUAAGCUGAAGAAUCGCUCGUGGCACUACCGCAGCAUGGACGAGCUGCGCACUGGCGCUGAGAACACUGCUAGAGAGUCUUGGACCAACACUAUUGACCCUCGCCGGAAGCCUCGCCAUUACUCCCACACUCCCAAGGAGCCAGAGACUCAGACCUUGCCUAAGAAACUUUCCAACGGCACAGCGUCACCCAGCAGGACCUACAUCUUUGGCAGUGACCGGCCAGACCACAGCUCCGGCAAGAGAGAGGUGGAGAGUCGCUCCUCCAACACACACCUACAUAGGUCUUAUGGUGGCUCAAUGGUCAAUGUGUCUCUAGCAGGAAUGUCUUCCCCGAAAAGCAGUGUGUACAAGACAGAGGUGCAGGAUAAGCCAGCUCCACCACGCACCGUGCGGCCUGUCCUGAGAAGCCACAGCCUGAACAUCAAACCUGCGCCUCUCAAGGCUGCUGACUCCCCCACAGAAGCCAUGUCGCCCACCACCGGCCUGUCCAGCACCCAGCGCACCUCCACCAUGUACCGGUCCUCGCCUUACCUCAACCUCAGGAGCCCCAACCUCAUCGCCACCAUUGCCCGCUCCAACUCCACUCGAAGGACGGACUCAUACGAGGAGGAGGACGAGCACGAGUCUGACAGGUCACCUGCUGGUGAUCGACACCGCUCCGGGCACACCUCACACCACACCUCCCGCCACACUACCACCAACAACACCAACAACAAUAGGUACACAGAAAGCAAGAAUUACAGUUCACACAUCAUUAGUAACAACACCAGGAAUACCAACAACAGCAACAUGGACAGUAACAGAAACACUUCCGCCGCCAACAACGACAAUACCGCGGUAGAGGAGAAGCGGAACAGGUUUAUGAAGGACCUCCUCGCCACGGCGCCCGAGCUGUUCCACGCCAUACACGGCGAGGACGAUGGCAAGAAAAGGAACGAAUCUGGCAAGGGCAGCCAGUCGCCCCCAGAGUCCCCGCCACAGCUCAUCAGGCCCCCUGGCUCCCCUCUCACCUCCCCGCCUACAGCCUCCCCAACCACCACCACAGCUCCUCGCAUCUUCACCUUCGGGAGAGGCGAGGGGAGCUCCGUGAAGCGGUCCCCGUCAGCUCCACACGAGACCAAUAACAACCGCCUCAGUAGUCAAGGGCGCAGCGCACUGAGUAGCAGCAGAGACAAUCUUAGCAGCCCUCAGCGGAACAGCCUCACGUCGCAGUACCACCGCCAGGCACAGCUCAUGAACAGUAACCCAGGCACCGUCACAAACUCCCUCAACCGCCCAAAGUUUAACCUCAAGUCUGACGGGAGAUCAUCAAUCCUGUACUCCACCUCCUUUCGUAACCGAGCAGAUCAGCAGCAGCAGCAGCAGCAGGCUUCCCUAGGCUCACGUGACCGCCGUGGCUCGGACCCAAGGGACCACAAACCACACGCGUCCCCAGGCUGGAGGGAUCACCACACGGAGCUGGGAGGGAAGCAUCAGGGUAACGUCACCUCCAACCUGACGCGAGAUGGUGCUGUCCUCAUUCCCAUCCGAGAUUGGAACAGCCGCUGAGUCUGACUACCUGGUGUCUCUGAUUUUUUAUCUAUUUUUUUUUUCCCUCUCAUGCAGGAUUUCAUGUUGUCAGCCAUGCAUGGGUUGGCUGGCACACACUAGUUUUUUCACGAUGUACUGCUGAGGACGAUAUGAGGUGUUGAGGAGGAGGAGGACAAAAAAUAUUAAUAAGAGAAUGCUAAAGCUUUACAAUUUCUUUUUUAUGUAUAGAUGAUGGAAUAUAAUAAGGAGGAACAGAAAGGAGGAGGAGGACGUUAAAGCUUUACAUAUACAUAAAAAAGCCACCACGUGACUGCCCUUAGCACGUGGGAGCUCAACCACCACAGAAUAGGGCGCGUGCGUCUGCCCCGCGCUGGACCACUUCCGUACUAGUUAUCGGCACCUCCUUCAUCACUGGAGCCGCGAUCGUCCAACGUGGGUGAUAAGGCCCAAGAUUUCAUGGAAGCUCUCCCAGCCUCGCCCCAGUGUGAGCUGCGGUAGAGCUUGGCCAGUCAGCCUGUGUGAAGCUAUACUAUAUAGUUCCAUGUGCCAUAACCCGAGGGAGGGAGAGAAGGAGGAGGCGCCCUUCGUGGUGGUAGUGGUGGUGGUGUGCGGCCAAAGACUGUAUCAUGUAUGAGUGUGUCAAUACCACUACAUUCUUUGGUGCAGCGUGCCGAGCGUGUAGUGAGGCGGCCGGCGGGAAUGGGGACAAGCUGUUUUGCUCCGCUUUACUACUGUUAUUACUGUGAAAUUAGGAGAGACAGAGCGAGAGAGGCGACAUCGGAAAGGGAGAGAUGCGGCAAGGAAAGUGGCGUUGGUGUGUUAGGUGCUUACCUCUGCUCCCCGCCAGUCGUUAGGGUCACUAAAGAGGGACUGGUGACAUGCUCACAAGAUGCAAGCAGUCCCUGCCUCCGCUGUGAGUAACUGCCAUUACGAGCGUAUGGAUGUAACUUGUAUAUAUAUCAUGUAAUAUGAAAUUAGUAAUAGAGUAUAUAAAACGUUAAGCUAAAAGAUGAAUAUGUACCAUAGCGUGAGGAGAAAGUACUAGUAACUAUUGUAUUUCCAUGGCGAGUGACACGCGAGCUUCAGAGCAGCUUGUGUGGAGCUGAAUGUUGGAGAAAGCUGUGUUGAUACACUAACUAAUACCUAUUAUGUCUUCCAUAUUCACAAUACAUGUAUAAAUUAAAUAAAAGCGGUGGAAAGUGUUCACGAGGCGAGGCGCUGUGACGCCCCCUGCCGUGCGUCACAGUCCAGGCUUUCCUGCUUCACUAACAACAAAUAUUAGUUCGAUACUUUACUGCAUCUUCGGGUAAAUUAAACGUGCAUUUCCAUGUAUUGUUUUUGUACUACUGUCAUUAAACUAUUCAUUUUA
Messenger RNA from Portunus trituberculatus (swimming crab), 5818 nucleotides. RefSeq names its product mucin-5AC-like. The transcript is spliced from 9 exons. The coding region runs from base 526 to 4467 and encodes 1313 amino acids. The record is from RefSeq and is a predicted model, not a curated record. NCBI's taxonomy places the organism in Eukaryota, Metazoa, Arthropoda, Malacostraca, Decapoda, Portunidae.